Cotesia congregata is the source of this 432-nucleotide messenger RNA. Lineage: Eukaryota; Metazoa; Arthropoda; Insecta; Hymenoptera; Braconidae. The record is from the annotation of a GenBank genome assembly.
AUGGAUCCUUGGCCGCUAAAAAGUAGAGCGUUAACUCCUUCAAUUUUGUGGUACCAAGACGAUGGUUUUGUUGUUUUAAGAAUCAUGUUAAUUGAUGUUGAUAAAUUUUUCUUGGACAUUGAUUUAGAACGUCUCAAGUUCAGUACCAUUCACAACGACAAUAAUUAUUAUUUAUGUUUGUAUUUAUUUGGGGCGAUAAUUCCUGAAAAAUCAAUUGUUCUUAAUCUUGGAAGAGAACUUCGGAUAAAAUUCACGAAAGCUUUUAAAUUUCUCAAGUGGCCUAGAUUAGAAGUGAGUAAAUUUAAAAAUCCACAGAUUACUAUUGAUAAAGAGAAAUACGAAGAAACUAAAUGGACUUUAAGAAGAGUUAAUCUUCCUGAUGAUAGCAACGAUGAAUCAGAUGAUGAGAGAGAUGCUGUUCUUAGUGAUUAA